Prosopis cineraria is the source of this 984-nucleotide messenger RNA. RefSeq lists its product as uncharacterized. Bases 270 to 650 code for a protein of 126 amino acids. Gene Ontology annotation, cellular component: RNA polymerase III complex. NCBI's taxonomy places the organism in Eukaryota, Viridiplantae, Streptophyta, Magnoliopsida, Fabales, Fabaceae. Gene Ontology annotation, molecular function: zinc ion binding; nucleic acid binding; DNA-directed RNA polymerase activity. The record is from RefSeq and is a predicted model, not a curated record. The transcript has 4 exons. Gene Ontology annotation, biological process: DNA-templated transcription; termination of RNA polymerase III transcription.
UGAUCACCCUCGCCGACAAAUCCGGAGUUCAGAUUAAGGUAGCCCCAGUCUCUGGUGAAUGUGACGGCGGCGACGCUGUAUCCAGACAGCGGAGUGGCCACAAAACCAGAUGUAUUUUGUUGGCCGACUCUUACUCUCAUACUAAGCUGCGCUGUUGAACACUGCUUUAGGGAAACAGUUCAAAUAAUUUUCUCGCCUCAAAAAUCAUCUUCCUCCUCAGUUUGUGCAUUAUUCUGUGGGAGUGUUUCUGCAAGAGGCUUAUAUAGAAGAUGGAGUUCUGUCCGACUUGUGGCACCCUGUUGCAGUACGAAUUGCCCUAUAUGUGUCGCCCUUCAAGAUUCUUUUGUCCUACUUGCCCAUAUGUUUGCUACGUCGAGAAUAAGGUAAAGAUAAAGAGAAAGCACCGUUUAGUGAGAAAAGAGAUAGAACCUGUUAUCUCCCAAGAUGACAUGAAGGGUGCACCCACGGCUGAUGGUACAUAUUUUCCCACUCCUCCCUCGUUUUCUCCCCCUACAGGAUUGGAAUUUCUUUUUCCCUCAGCUCCUUUUGGAUUGUCCCAUGCCCAAAAUGCAAUCAUGAUAAAGCUGCUUACACAGAAUUUCAGACUCGAUCAGCUGAUGAGCCAGCAACCAUAUUCUACAUGUGCUUGAAUGAGAAGUGCAGACACCAAUGGCGUGAUGGCUAAUUCUCUAGCAAGCUUACUCAUCGAUCCAAGAAUUUUCAGAGUUCCUUUUGAUUUUCAUCUUAAGUUGCGCAAUUAGAAAAAUCAUUCCUUACAAUCAGCAUAAUAUAUUCCUUUGAGGCGUACGAGUCUUUCUUGACCUAUAUUAUUCUCAGUAGUUUCUCAGUUGCAGUAUGUGUUAGAAAUGUUAACCUCACAAACAUUGGGUCCGAAGUACGGAUUCAAUUCGGCCAUAGACCAACACCAAAAAUUGAACUAUCAACUUGGUUUUGCAAAAUGAAAGACCUGUUCGUUUAGUGAAA